AUGGUCACCCAUCUUUUCUUCGCGGACAAUAGCCUGCUGUUUUGUAAAGUAAGUGUCUAUGAGUGCCAACAACUCAUUGAUAUCCUCCAACUCUACGAAGCUACAUUUGGUCAAAAGGUUAAUACUGAUAAAUCAUCAAUAUUUUUUAGUCGUAAUACCCCUGAAGAAGUGAAGAAUAAGGUAAUGAGUACCCUUGGACCUAUGAGUGACUCUCGGCACUCCAAGUAUCUUGGCCUACCAUCUAUUAUUGGCAAGUCAAAAACUGAAGUCUUCACAGAAAUCAAAGAGAGAGUGGGGAAAAAGCUGUCGGGUUGGAAGGAAAAAAUACUAUCUAUAGGCGGCAAGGAGGUCCUCAUAAAACAGUUGCCUAAGCAAUUCUGA
This is a messenger RNA of Quercus robur (English oak), 381 nucleotides long. RefSeq lists its product as uncharacterized. The transcript has a single exon. The coding region runs from base 1 to 381 and encodes 126 amino acids. NCBI's taxonomy places the organism in Eukaryota, Viridiplantae, Streptophyta, Magnoliopsida, Fagales, Fagaceae. The record is from RefSeq and is a predicted model, not a curated record.